AUGGAAUAUAUUGAAAGAGAGCUGGAUGUAAUUACCCGUAGCAGUAAGGUGGCAAUAGGAAAUGUGAUGGAAUAUGAGGAUCCUCAAAAGCAUGAACAAAGUCAAGGUGUGGAAGAACAAAAAGUACCUAUCCGACAAAACCAUACAAAAAACCCACAGGAGGAAGCGGAGCAACAAGUGCAAAACUUAUCAAUUAACCUUCCUCCGGUAGAAGCAUUGUUGGAAAUGCUGGGAUACACCAAAUUCAUGAAAGAGCUGGUUACAAAGAAAAAGAUCUUGGACUAUGAAACGAUUGAGGUGCCUCAUAGUUACAGUGCAAUUAUGACAAAUGAGUCAAUCACUAAGAGAGAAGAUCCUGGGGCAUUCACAAUCUCGUGCACAAUUGGCAUGCUCCAAUUUGCUAAAGCUUUGUGCGAUUUAGGAGCAAACAUUAACUUGAUGCCCUAUGCAAUCUACAAGCAACUUGGUUUGGGUGAACCAAAGGCAACCACAAUAAGGCUCCUCAUGGCUGAUCAAUCAGUCAAGCACCUAGUGGGGAUACUUUAUGACAUAUUGGUGAAGGUGGAUCGAUUCAUCUUUCUGGCUGAUUUUGUGAUUCUAGAUUGUGAGAUCGAUGCUGAAAUCCCCAUUAUUUUGGGAAUGCCAUUUUAA
Solanum verrucosum is the source of this 651-nucleotide messenger RNA. RefSeq lists its product as uncharacterized. The record is from RefSeq and is a predicted model, not a curated record. The transcript has 2 exons. NCBI's taxonomy places the organism in Eukaryota, Viridiplantae, Streptophyta, Magnoliopsida, Solanales, Solanaceae. The coding region runs from base 1 to 651 and encodes 216 amino acids.